This is a messenger RNA of Pediculus humanus corporis (human body louse), 3456 nucleotides long. RefSeq lists its product as uncharacterized. The transcript is spliced from 13 exons. NCBI's taxonomy places the organism in Eukaryota, Metazoa, Arthropoda, Insecta, Psocodea, Pediculidae. The record is from RefSeq and is a predicted model, not a curated record. Bases 1 to 3456 code for a protein of 1151 amino acids.
AUGUCGAUGACCGGAAGUUUAAUUUCUUAUGAAAAUCAUAACGAUGGUGGUAGUAGUAACAGUAGUGGGAAUCGUGGAAAGAUAAAACCGAAAGUAACCAUCACGCCGACUGGAAAAAAUUACAUCAAUAAUAAUAAUAAUAGAGGAAGAAGGAAAUCGUUACGUAAAAAUACCUGUAUGAAACCACACGUGAAUUGCCUUUGGUCAGUUUGGUACGGCCUUGUCUUGACAACCUUUCAAGCUUAUUUGGCAGCACAAUGUGCCAAAAGGUUUUUAGGCUAUUCCUCGUUGCCUUGGACCGUUCAACCUCCGCCACGAUUAGAAUCGAACGCUUAUUUAGCUUUUAUGUGCGUUUCCGUCGUUGUUUUGCCAUUUUUUUUAAUUUCCGCCAUAUUUAAAAUAGGAAAUUUAGCCAACGACGGUUUUAAAUUGGGUAGAAAUUUAAGCACUUGCACGGCGGAUCCGCCCAGCGUUCUUUUAGGUUCGAGUGAUAAUCAGGGAGUUUUUCGUAGUCUUUGGCAACACGGAGGACCGACAGCGCCGUUUUUACACUUGACUUCCGGUUUUUGUCUUCUAAUGGCAAAAUUAAUAAUGGAAGCUCGAUUAAUACACUCAGGGUUUCUUCCAAAAGAUUUCAUAUGGAAAACGGAUUUAGAUUUUAUGGGUGCUCAUAGAGAUCGUCUCGUUGUAUUGAGUUUUAUGACUCCACCGCCUUCUUUACCAAACUCAACUUAUUUACCGACGGCUCGUCCGUUACAAAUGAAUUCGAUCGAUGAUACCGAUGAUUUAAAUUCUCCAUCAAUCAACAAAGAUUUGAAAGAUAUGAUCGUUUCAUCUUUCGGAGAUAAUACCGUAAAAAAAAAAAAAAAUGAAGGAAGUAAAAAAAGGAAUGAAAAAAAAAAUGUCUUGAAAAUCAGAAUAGCAAGAAAUACAGUACUAUUCGGGUCUCUUAUCGUUUUUUCUUUCCCCUCUCCUUUUUCUUCCUUCGCCACGUCUACCAACUUUAUUAUUUUUUCCACCACCACCACCACCCUUCCCGAAAAGUUUCCCUUUUCUACUUUUUUUUUUUUUUUUUUCCUUUCAAAAUGCCCUCGUCGUUCGUUAUGUCGUAUAAAUAAUACCAGACCGGGAGUUUUUAUUAAUCCAUCUUUUGUAAUGACGACGACGACGACGACGACGAUGACAAUAAUUAUGAUGAUGAUGAUGAUGAUGAUAACGUUUAUUAUUUGUUUUUUAGUUUUAGGAACGAUUUCAUUGGAAUUUAUAAAUUACGGUUUAGCACUUUUAGUAUAUGCCGUUCGUUAUCCAUCCGUGUUCUGGAACACGAACAAAUGGUUCGGUACUCUUUUCUCAUUUCAACUCAUUGGAAACAUGUUACAAAAUCUUUUAUCAUUUUCCGGAAUGUCCAUUCUUUAUAAAAUACAAAUGGUCGGAAUACACGAAACGUUGCCAUUUUUGAAAAAAACAACAGAGUCGCCAUUUCUUCUAGACGGUUAUUUCACUCUCGGUUUAUUCACUCUCUCAUCACUUUUGGUCCUUUCAUCCAGUCUCGUCUUAUACUUAUACGGUUACGGAAGGUUCAACGCAUUUUUAAAUACGGAAAGAGAGAGAAAGGUUAUAGUUUUUAGAGAAAGGAAAAGUAGCGGUUGGGGUUAUUUCACUCAUUGUGCAGCUUUGUCAGUUUUAAUUGCUUUAGGGGUUUGUCAUGCCCCCCUACUUCACGAUUACACGGUCGUGUACAGGAGCAGUUUGGACGGUACGAUAUUAGCAUGCGUUAUAGCCGCCAUAUUGCAUCUUUUCCUAUGGGUAUUAACGUGGUUAAUAUUGACAAUUAAACAAAAUUGGAUUUUCCAAUUGAGAGUCACUGUGGGAAGAGCAGCCGUACGUUCGGCGAGAUCCGUUAAACUCGUAACGGAUGUGGAUUUGAUAUCGUCGACAAAUCCUGGGGAUGAAAUUACGUCACCAUUGUUGGUCGUCGGGGGUGGGAGAACGUUUACCGUUUCCGAAUCAUCACCUAAGAAAACAAUCAUAAACGCCAUUAAAAAAUCCGCCAUCGAAAGAAAAGCUAAAUUGAACGCUCAAGGAAAUCAAGAUGGCGGAGAUGACGAUACUGAAAUUUAUUGGUUGAGACCGAAACCUCGUUCUCCAAGAUGUUCUCCAUCAGAUUCUGAUAGAAUGAAUUGGUUCAGUAAAAAAUUAAAUUCUAGUCAAAAGCAUAAAGUUACAUUCGACGACACGAUCAUGAGGGGAUCUUUGGGGGAUUGCAAAGAUAGGAUGAAAAAUCGAUUGGAUAAUACGAACGGUGGAAUCAUAUGCGAAGACGAUGGCGAUUAUGCAACAUUGAGAGUCGGUCCAUCGAAUAUGAAAAUAAGGGCGGAUGAUAACAUUUCGGAGGAUAACAAGUUGCUGGAACACGUACUUCGAGAUGAUAACGUGACAUUUGCAAGGAGUAGAGAAUUGCAACCGGAUUACGAAGAUCCCAGCCCGUUGUUAACGCCUGAGCCUAACGAAUUACCUCUGCCCCCACCACCACCACCGGAUCUUAAUCAAUCGGCAACCAUAACUACUGCCAGUAUUACUCCUAAAUGUUUAAGACGAGCGGAUUCGGGUAUGCCACACGAAGAACUGACACCUCGUUCGAGUUCGGUAUCGUCGGGAUCACAAUCAGGGUCUGGCGGAUCACCUCCGGGCGUUCAAAAUAGCGAAUCAUCGAGCGGCGUACAUUCGAACGCAAGUUCGAGAAGGGCGACGAGCGUGGACGAUUUGACGGCACAUCAAGAACCCAGACAAGUCCAAUGGAAAAGUUGUUCAUUGCAAAGAAACAUAUUACCACCGAACGCUCCUGGUUCUCAAGCCAUGUACAAUUUCGGUCCGAAUCCGACGGAACAGGUAAAACAAUAUGGAAGGUUUAUAAAAAAAUUGAAUUCGUUUAUUAAUAAUGACGAUAAACAGGUCGUUCAACCGCCGUCGGUCACAUCAAGUGUCGUACCAGCCGUGAUAUUAGAAAAUCCAGAAGACACGGUCGUUAUACGUAGGAAAAACACGAGACCUUUAACGGCAGAUUUAUCGAGGCCACCGGAAUUGAAAGAAGAACCUUUCGGAAGAUCGACGAACAUGAGAAUGACGUCAUUCGUAACGGACGAAGGAGGUUCGGCGACACUUCCUCAUUUUCCCACCCAAGUACCUCCUCCACCUGUGAUUUAUCCGUGCAAUACAAUGCCUUUACCCUGUCCUCCGGCUCCACCCGUAAUACCCGUACAACCCAUGAUGAAUUUUCCGAGGCCUCACACUACCAUACCCAUACAUCACAACGGAGUGAGAUUAUUUCCAUCUCCCUACGGUAAAAAACUUCAAUACACGGGAAUUCCGAGACUUCCUAACAUGCACAAUAGAGAUUCGGCAAAUUUUUCAAUGGCGUCAAGCGGCGGGGAUUCCGAUUCCCAGCACAAUACCUGA